Lytechinus pictus (painted urchin) is the source of this 2844-nucleotide messenger RNA. RefSeq names its product pseudouridylate synthase RPUSD4, mitochondrial-like. Bases 394 to 1635 code for a protein of 413 amino acids. Gene Ontology annotation, biological process: enzyme-directed rRNA pseudouridine synthesis. Gene Ontology annotation, molecular function: pseudouridine synthase activity; RNA binding. The record is from RefSeq and is a predicted model, not a curated record. NCBI's taxonomy places the organism in Eukaryota, Metazoa, Echinodermata, Echinoidea, Temnopleuroida, Toxopneustidae. The transcript is spliced from 8 exons.
GUAUUCAACCUAGUGAGGAUUGAUAGCAAAUCUCAAAAGGGUUUAGAUUGCUAAAUUAGAUCUAGAUCUAUGCAAGUCUCUGGCUUUGAUUAAUUCCCUGUUUGGUCUCAUCUCAAAUGGUCUAGUCCAUAGUCGGAUGGGACAAGGGCAGAUUGAGAGACAGGGCCAUCUUUCAUCGCUAGGUUGAAUACUAGUACUAGUACCGACGGGUUGAAUACUAGUACCAAAAUCCGUCGCCGUAUAAUUCGAUCGCCCGCGCACACAGCCAACUGGUUGAAGAAAAAAAUAACGGAAAAAGAAUAACCAGCAUUUGCUCUUGGAAAUAAGACGGGUCUGAAAUUCAGAACUUUCAUAACUUCUCUUUAGCAUCAGGCUGCAAAGGCUCAAUCCAGAAUGAACUUCAGUAGAAUGUUAGAUGUUUUCGGCAGGGUGUUCUCCUUGACUCGUGCUACAUGUAACAGCUUUCAGGAAGUCAUCAUAUUGUCACCUGCAAAAAGACGCCUUUAUGGAACGACUGUAAAACCACCUCAAGAGCCUUCAAACCAAGCAGACAGUGUUGCUUCUGGCCAGAGAGAUGUUUUUGUUGAUGGUGAUGCUAAAGAAAAGAGAACGUUGAGACGUAAAUUGGAAAAGUUGGCUCUAUCCCCCGAUGCAGAUCUGAGUCAAUCUAGUGUCGUUGCUGCUAGGAUAAGGAAACAGCUUAAGGCAAGCAUAAAGGCACAGAAACCAGUGAAAGAGAAGGAAGACAUUCUGAAGAAUAAGAGACGUGACUUGAGAUACCAGACGCGUGACCUCAGCAGACUGAGUGUCAAUGUGGUUGCAGAGAUAUUGAGAGAUAGAGUCAUCUUUGAAAAAGAUGAUAUCAUUGCAUUGGACAAACCUUAUGGGCUACCUGUACAUGGAGGGCCUGGGAUGAAACACAGCAUUGAUAGUCUUCUACCCAAGCUGUCUAAUUUACUCAACAAAAAAGGGACUUCUGAAGAGCUUCAUCUGAUACACAGGCUGGAUAAGGAGACUACUGGUGUGAUUCUGCUAGCAAGGACUGAAAGAACCGCAAGGGUACUCCAUGAGAUGUUCAGAAAACGACAGAUUAUCAAACAAUAUUUGGUUAUCACAGUCGGAAUACCUAGCCCCAAGGAAGGCAUCCUUGACAUGCCAAUGAUGGAGAAAGAGAUUGACGGCAAGCACAGGAUGGUGAUCAGACCAGACAUGGCUGAUCUUUACCCUGACAGUGUUGGGGUUAGAUCAGGGAGAAGAAACAGAGAUAGUCAGGAAGCUUUAACUAGAUACAAGGUGUUGAAUGAACGAGGCAACUGUGCCCUGGUUCAGUUGGAACCUGAGACAGGUGUAAAGCAUCAGAUAAGAGUUCACCUAGCUCAAGGGUUAGGUUGCCCUAUCCUUGGUGAUCACAAGUAUUCUCAUCAUGAUAGAUUAGCUCCUCAGAAACUGACCCCGGGUAUACUACAAUCAUUAGGAAUCAGCCAGCCUAAAGCUAGGACGGUACCAAUGCACCUUCAUGCCAGACAGCUUGUCAUACCGGAGAUCUUUGAUAAACAUAACUACUUUAUAUCAACCAGAGUCCCUUGGUUCUUCAGGGAAAAUAUGAAGAGAUUAAAACUCAAGUACGAUACAUGAAAGAGGGGGGGGGGGGAUAUUGGCAGGAUGUUAUAGUGCUCGGAUUAUUUUUAAAUCGUUGACGGGCAUUAUCGUGAAAUAAGUCACCAGUCCAUUCACUUCCGUUCAUUUCGUCAGUGCUGGUGGCAUCUUUCUAGUCCCAUUGACUUUGUACACAGCAAUGGCACAGAAACCGACACCCAAGAGAAGAGAGGUGACAAAUUAUAAGGCCCACUGACAUAUGAAAUCAAACUCAUUCAUGGCCCUGAUAUAAUCAUUUUAAUCCAUGUUGACUCUCAGGCAGACACUGGGAUGAAUGCAUUGAAGAAUUUGGGCGACCCACUUUAUGAAAAUGGAUUGAUACUGACAAUGUCAUAGCCGAAUUUUACGUGUCUAAUGCCAAAACCCUGCAGCAUGAUUUCCUUUGUGCAGGCUGUAUUUCCAUGCAUUUAGCCAUGCUAGUAAGCUGUGACAGCACUGGUUGUGUUGAUCCAGGGCCUUUUCAUAUACUGGCAUUCAUCGUCUUUCUUGCUGUCGGUUUAUUUCAAGAAAUGAAGUGGGGAUGAUUUUUUAAGCUGAACCAUUGUUUUUUUUUGUGCCAAUAGGGUGGGUUACUUGCACAAAUACCCAUUCAUGAAGGGCCACUAUUAUUGUGAAAAUGCCCAUAUAAUUAGAUAUGUAUACAGGAGGUACUGUAAUAUUAUGGGUUCCAAUUAUCAGAAGUCCUCUUAUAUCAGCAUUCAAACAUCCUUUUAAUCGCUUUCAUUCACUUAUCAUUUUAUGUAAAAUAAAAUAGUAAAAAACCUACACAAGUAUACUGGAUGAUAAUUCAUUUCAUAAGAGAAUUGAAUUUAUUGAAAUUGUGCAUGGUACAUAAUUCCACACAACAAAGUGCUUUAAAAGAAAGACAACAUCUGGAAUUUCAACAGUAUAAGGGGCAUUUCAUUUGAUCCUCGUAGCUCAACUGUACAGAAAAAGACCACACUGAUGACACAUUAAUACAAAUUUCAACAGGCAGACCUUAACCCUUACUAAACUGGGGGGGGGGGGUUCAAUUUGACAAAUUUCGUCACUGCACCGCCGCGCAAAAUAUUUUGACAGCGUCGCUCGCUGACUUUUUACUUUCAAGUCUUGCGCAUUUUUUAGACCAAAUUUGCGACGCCCAGUUUAGCGGUUCUGAAAUUGCGCAACAUUUUGUAAGUGCAUGUCAGACCCGAAAUUGCUCAAAAA